CGGUGUCACAGCCUUCUAGGAGAGAGACAGAGGGAGAGACGGAGCGGAGCAGAGGCUGGAGAGCAACGCGUCUCCCUCAGAGGUAAGACCGGAGGACAGUGACUUUACCGGGGACACGGAGAAGGGUCUAGGGAUGCGCCACUCGUGCGUAAAUCCUUGGCGCGGUCUCCGGAGCGCACAUGAAGCACGGAAAGAAAACAUCACCACCCGAGACCAUAAAUAACCAUCGUUAACCUUAUCUUGGGCACGUUCGGCCUAUAAAACUUAUUUAAAUAAUCUGCAACCGGGGGAGGAGAGAAUCAGGGGAGGAGGAGGGAGGAUAUCUUUGGUGAGGAUAAAUUCAACACCGGCAGACUGGAAGUGAUUUGGAGCCCGACAUAAGAACAGCAAAGUGACGGGAUGGAUCCGAGUGGAGAUACACAAACGGUCAAAUGUUUGUGAAGAGCUGGAAAGCUGCGACACAAAGCUGAGAGUGGAGCGCUCAUUCAGUGAGCAUGAAGCGGAGCGUCUGGCGCGUUUUCACGGGGAAGCCAAACAGAUCCACGUUGUUGCACCGACGAACUCUCCUAAGGUGACAUUUUCUCCGGAGAAACUCCAUCUGACAGGAUUAUUAUUUAAGCAUUUGACUUCCUUGCGUCACUCUGUAAGUGUCUGUCCAGUGUAAAUCGGGGAGGUAAGAGCGCAUGAGAACAGUUGCUUUUUGUAACAUCACAGAAACUGAAACAGAAGUGAAACUAAUGACUCUAAAUUAACAAGAGUGCCCGCUGUUAUCUUCUCAGUGACUUGCUGGUGGUCCCUGGACCUCAGAUUGAGAGCUGCUGCUCUAAAGACUGGGCUUUUUUCUGUUGUCUGUGAGUGGUCAGAGGCUGAGCUUGUUUGCUGAACUGUGCAUUACUAACUUUUAAGGCUCACUGACAAAUGACUGGUGUAGCCUGUGUGGGAAGAUGUCCAAAACGGAAAACAAAGACAGUGAUGUUGUUCUUAAAAACUGAUAUUUAAUUAUUUGAAAUCAGUGUAUAUUUGUCUCAAAAUGCUCAGAGACUCUUAGAGUCUCUUCAAACAUGGAGAAUACGUCAGUGCCCGUUGGUGCACUGCCAGUCUGCAACGACUCUGUGGACUUCUACUCAGGAAACCGCACUGACCUGAACUGUACUCCUCCCUUUGAGUUUUACUUCUACGCUGACCUUUAUGUCAUUUUACCGGUCAUCUACUCUGUGAUCUGCGCAGUGGGGCUGACAGGCAACACAGCUGUCAUCUAUGUAAUCCUCAAAGCCCCCAAGAUGAAAACAGUCACCAAUAUGUUCAUCCUGAACUUGGCCAUUGCCGAUGAUUUGUUCACUUUGGUGUUGCCGAUCAACAUUGCCGAACACUUGCUGCACUACUGGCCUUUUGGUGAGGUUUUGUGCAAAGUCAUCCUCAGCAUAGACCACUACAACAUCUUCUCCAGUAUCUAUUUCCUGACAGUUAUGAGCAUUGACCGCUACCUGGUCGUUUGGGCCACGGUGAGGUCCAAGCGCAUGCCUUACCGCACCUACCGUGCAGCCAAAAUCAUCUCAUUAUGUGUCUGGAUCCUCGUCAUCCUCAUCGUCAUGCCUUUCACUGUUUUCGCUGGCGUCUACACAGACCCCAAUGAUGGGAGGAAGAGCUGCGUGCUCAGCUUCCCCAGCCCUGAGAGUUUGUGGUUCAAAGCGAGCCGGAUCUAAACGCUCAUCCUGGGCUUCGCCAUUCCGGUCUCAACCAUCUGUAUCUUAUACACCAUGAUGCUCUACAAGCUGAGGAACAUGCGGCUCAACAGCAACGCCAAGGCGCUGGACAAGGCCAAGAAGAAAGUCACCAUCAUGGUGUUUAUCGUCUUGGCCGUCUGCUUGUUCUGCUGGACGCCGUUCCACCUCAGCACCAUAGUGGCUCUGACGACCGACCUGAGGACCACGCCGCUCCUCAUCGGGAUCUCCUACUUCAUAACCAGCUUGAGCUACGCCAACUCCUGCCUCAACCCGUUCCUCUACGCCUUCCUGGACGACAGCUUCAGGAAAGCUUUCAAGAAGAUGUUGGAAUGUAGACCGGCCUGAAUGUACGACACAUGAAACCUGUCGCAGAUGUUUGCAGAGUCUUACUGAGUGAGAACAGACUGUGGUGGAAAGACACGAUUGGAAAAAUCUGGGUUUGAAUUCUAACUCUCAGUGUAUGUGAUGCAGAUUUAAUAUGUGUAUGGUUUGGUUAAAGCUGCACUAGGCAAUACUGUUUGCACAUGAUAGCAAUAGGUAGUACGACCCUAUGAUUUCCGCGAUGCGAAAAACACGGAUGUAAUCAUAGAAUAUGACAAUAAAAAGUUAAAUCAGCUGUAAAACGCAGAAAAUUAUGGAAUUUGCCAAACUGUGGAUGCAGUUUGUAAAAAACAGGGUUUUCCCUACCUUGAUAAGUGUUUCGUAGCACCUAAGAUGAUUAGACAAGGAAAAUACUAUUCUGAUUUGUCAUUGUGUCAUUUACAGGCUCCUUGCUUCUCUCCUCCUGCACACACACACAAUGGGUGGAAAAAUUUCUGAGCAGUAUAUACACCCAGCUUAUCAGGCUCAUCUGCAAAACUUCGCCCUGCACUCUCUCUCAGACUUUAACAUCAGCUAGUUUGACCACGACGUUGCGAGUGACAGAGUUGCGAGUCAUAGCGUCUGAUGUUUCUGUGGUCACUCACAUCUUUUCUGUCAAAUGCAUUAAAAUGGCCCAGGAUGCACAUAACUAAUAAAACUUUUGUUUUUCAAGUGUUACAAAGUAAAAUUACAUGUAUGGAAAUCAGAUUAAAUUCACAGAGAGAAAAACAGUUCCCUGCUCUCCUUAUGAAUUAAGAAAUCCAAUCAAUUGUAAGCAAGAUUACUUAAUUUUUUUAUGUUGGGUGGACAGUGUUACUGCUGGGUCCUGCAGUCGAUCAAAAGACUGAGCACUUCAACAGUAGCAGCUAAACUGAGAGCAGAGCAACAUGAAGGUCAGAUGUGGAGCUUUUAUUUUUUAACAAGAGGAUGGUUUUGUUUUUUAGCUGUAUCGAAGCACUUUACUGAUAUUAAAAAAAGUCGUACAAUGUUGCAUCACAUCAAUUUUAUUGAUAUUAAUUACAUUUUUAUUAUUUUGUUUAUUGAAUAGUUUAAAUUUUAUGUAUCUAUCAUGUGAUUGUCAGGCUCAAUCUGAAUCUGUAGAUUUUUGAAUUGUGUUCAGCGGUGAUCCAAAAUGCAGAAUUCUGCAGACUUUUUUUCGUUUGUUCGUAAUGUGAUAAAUAUUAAUUUAUGAUAACAAUGGUUUUUGAACAAAUAUAACCUCACAUAAUACAGUCAAAUCUAAAAUAGACUCAAGCAGGCUAAAAGAACAACUGUCGAUUUUAGAAACUUUGAAUCAGAACAUUCAUUUAUUCAUGAAUACUUACAAAAAAAUUUAAACAUUUGUUGGAAAAGUUAAUCAACAAAAUGUGGGACACAUGGCCAUUAACAACCCAGUCUCUCUCCUGUUGAAAUCUGGCGCUUGGGGACUGACUUGCAGCAUCAGACAAUGACGAAAAAAGCUGUCCCUAAACAUCGACAGGGUGUGCAGCUGGUCGCCGUUAUAGUUUAAUGGCGUACGGCGGUGUCAGGGGGAAACACAGCAAAACAUGAAUGAAAGCUAAGGCGCAGAAAGUCUGAGUGGAUGGGUCAAACAACCACUGACUUUCACCCAGGAAGUGAUGUUCAUGUCCUUUAAGUUUAUAAAACCAAACCCUGUUCGUUUUGCCUAAACCUGACUGUGUGCGUUAUUUGGAGAAAAACAAUGUCAAUUCACGCUGUUGUACCUACGUAGUACAUUUAUUUUGAAAGACCUGUGUAUAUCCUGUGAAAACAGAAGAACAUGUGUGAGACGAAGAGCUGAUUGGGUGUCACUGUAAAGUCAUCACUUCCUGUGGGCGGAGACUAUCUCCUGCCAGCACCAGUGGUUUUUGUCACAGCUGGACUGUUUGUAUUUUUGCAGAAUUUGCCUAGUGCAGUUUUUAUGGCUCUGAGAGCACAGAGUGUGUGUGUGUGUGUGUGUGUGUGUGUGUGUGUGAGUGAGUGAGAGAGAGAGAGAGAGAGAGUCAUUAAAGUUAAUAGAAAGGGGCAGUGCUGCUGCAGUAGGUAAUGAUAAUGGUCGACAUACAGGACAAUAACUGCAUUAAGAAAAACAACAGCUCGUUAAGCGGUAACUUUCAUCAGAAGAACUGUGUCUGAAGAACUGGCCGUGAAAUCUGUUUUCCAAGUUAAGACUGCAAUUAAAAUGUCAGCCCUUUUUUCACGAUGGUAAAAAAUCCAAUUAUGAGGCAGCGAGCGGAGCCGGGUUGCUGCAAACAGUCAUGACCUUCACUGGACUCCGUCUGAACCGAGGAGCGCCUCUGAAAGGUGGAACAUCUGCUGUGUGGAGAAAAUACAGUUCAACACGGUGUCACUGAUUUGCAUGCUGUCAAUCAAAUCAACAUCAUGCGAACAGUCAGGGUUGGAGGGGAGCAGGAUGCACGUCAGGGGAUGACAGGUGAUCGUCCGUCACAAAAACUGGAGAGAAAAAGUUUUUAGAAUCAAAACUAGUGGGACUUGAGAAAUGAUGUGUGAUCAUGUAUGCAAACACUUCAUCUGCCUUUAAAUGACGCUGUGUUUUGAGGAAUCUCAAAGAAACCAAAUGAUGCAUUUUGUGGAUUGCUUUUUGAGUUCUGUUUUUUGGGGGUAAAUAAGCAGGUUACAGAGAUCCAUUUGCAAAAUAUGAUCUGAACAAUGAAAAGGUUGAGGAAUGAACUCUUUAAAUGAUGGUACUGUUUGGAUGAAGACGUUCUUGUACACAUUAUUUUUCUCCAGAAUGUAUAUGAACCACUUAAGAAAUGAAAAAGGAACCUUACCAACCCUGACAACAGUACUGUAGGCCUGAUAUGAGACAGGCAUGGGACAGGAGGGCUAUGUAAAAUGUAAUGUUUAGCUUCACCUCUUAUUUUUUGUAAGCUUGUGUCGCCCCCUGCUGUCAACAGGGUGGUGCUACCUUAAAAUGCAGCCAGAGCCAUUUACAGAGUUUGUGCAAAGACUCACCUGAGGGGAGUUACACAGUUUCACACAUCGUGUGUCAGUGUCUGUGACAUCUAUAAAGAUUAUCUACAAUUUCUGUUUUCAUUUCAUGGAGAUUUGUGAACAGCAUCUUUUCUCAUAUCUUGCAUGUCAUCAGUUAAUUCUCAGUUGUAAAGUCUUUUUUAAGAGUCUCUGCAGUUCAGUGAGAUUCACGAUCUUCCUGUGCACAUUCAGCAUUUAUCUCCACCCAAAGUUCCUGUGUACAGUUAAACACAUGAAGACGUUGAAAACAUGAUGGCAUUGUGCCACGGAGAGGAAACAACAGAUGGAUUUGAGGCCUCACAGUGUGAAGUUACAGUAUCA
Messenger RNA from Epinephelus lanceolatus (giant grouper), 5399 nucleotides. It is a transcript of the gene npbwr2b, whose product is annotated as neuropeptides B/W receptor 2b. Gene Ontology annotation, biological process: neuropeptide signaling pathway. NCBI's taxonomy places the organism in Eukaryota, Metazoa, Chordata, Actinopteri, Perciformes, Serranidae. Gene Ontology annotation, molecular function: neuropeptide binding; neuropeptide receptor activity. Gene Ontology annotation, cellular component: plasma membrane; neuron projection. The record is from RefSeq and is a predicted model, not a curated record.